CAGGAAUACUCUUAGAUGGUGUCAAAAUUUAGUUUAUAAAUAAUAUAAUUAUAUUCAGGCAAAACUCAAAUUAUAAUAUUAAAUUUAAGUUUUGCCCAGUCAAAACUAAAAUUUGAGUUUUGCCUAGGCAAAUUUGCCUGAAUUUGAGUUUUGCCUACAACAUAUAUACGAAGAAGAUGAUACUCGUUGUAAUUUCCUAUAUUUCUCUGUCUUCUAAAUGAACUAAAACUAUACAAUAUCUAUCCGUACAAACGCAAGACAAUUUAUCAAAUAAAUCAGCCUAUAGACAUAUCGUAAUAUUACGCGCAGAGCACUAUCUUCUUCGUAUAUAUACUUAUGACAUUCGAUAAAAUAUAAAACUUGUCUUUUCGCAUUUAUUGUUUCGAAAGAUAUUUCUUGCACAUAGAAUAUGAAUAUGCAGAAAUAAAAUCAACCGAAACGAAACUGGAUCAAGAGAAAGAAACAUACAAACGUCAUCUUUGAUGUACUUGGAUUAAAGUGUAAAAAGAAAUGAUUUAUCAAUAUAAGAAAUAAAAUCGUUAAAUAAAAAUUUCUACAAUAAAGAUUAAACAAUCUCGUUAAUGUGAUAGAGAAAUAACGACUGAUCGGAAUAGUAAUGGAAUAGGGAAAUACAGUAAUGAUGAAUCGUUAUUACUGUAUUUUAUUUUCAUUGAUGAUCACCUGACCGGAAUUUAUUUUGAUGCGCUCACUUAGACGCUGAACCCCUUCUGCUUCUCACGUGAACAUUAAAUCAUCUUUCUCAGCGUCUUUUCUCUUCGGUUCGAUUUUAUUCGAGUAUAUACCUCGAGUAAAUAUCCGUGUCUAUUUACAUAGACACGGAUAUUUUUUUGUCAAGACUUUAACAAAUCAUCAGUUCAGUAUGACGAAAUAAAAUAGCAAUAAUCAAAGGGUAGCUAUUUCUAUUCAUACUACACAUAAGUCUGACAAUAGAUUUCCUUUAAAAUAGCUUUGUCUUUUGAGAUAUUGAGCGUUGAACUCAUAAGUAAUUUACGCGAUGGGCUUUCCGAAGAGACCAUCAACAGCAUUUCGGAUAUGUCGGAUAUGGAUCACAAAAGUUCAAGGUGCUGAUGUAACGACGUUGCCUACUACGAAAAGGAGUUAACAAUCUACUUUUUAUGUUCCGCGAGAGCAUACAAAUGAUUUCUAUACAAGUAAUUGUAGCGUUUUUUAUAUCUGUACUAUUUUGAACAAGUAUACUGAACUGAAGUAAUAGCAGUGCUUGAUACAAGCUUAGAUGGAUAUUCUUUGCCUCUUUCUGUUCGUUCACACGAUAAAAUACGAAAAAGAGAAAAUGGGAAGAAAAACAUAUAUUGAGAGCGAAAAAAAAGAGAGAAAGCAAUAAAAGGCGUUAAUUUUCACGUAAAACCAGUUUCUGUUAGUAACAGAAUCUGAUUGUGACAGAUGACCUGAAUUUCUACGUCGCAAAGUUGGUUUGAGUUCCCACCACAUUUUAGCCUCUCCCAUACCUUCAACAAUCGUAAACCCUGCUCUCGAGGAACAUGGAGGCUUAAUGACAUGACUGCAUCUCAAAACUGUUUCCACUUUCAUAUGCUGUUUUCAACUUUCUUUAGGCUCGGAUCAAUACCAAAUUACAAAUACAUCAAAUCCAAUAUCAGCAAACACCACAUCUGAUGAUGAUGAUGAUGAUGAUUUUCGUUUUAAUAAUUUUUUCGAUGACGAUCAUUUUUUUCGUGAUCUUGUUCGUCGUUAUGAUCGUGAAGGUAAUUAUGAUGGGUGA
Molecule: messenger RNA, 1759 nt
Organism: Didymodactylos carnosus
Lineage: Eukaryota; Metazoa; Rotifera; Eurotatoria; Philodinida; Philodinidae
Source: the annotation of a GenBank genome assembly